Messenger RNA from Cydia strobilella, 8915 nucleotides. It is a transcript of the gene Dscam3, whose product is annotated as cell adhesion molecule Dscam2-like. Gene Ontology annotation, cellular component: axonal growth cone; plasma membrane; cell surface. The record is from RefSeq and is a predicted model, not a curated record. Gene Ontology annotation, molecular function: protein binding. NCBI's taxonomy places the organism in Eukaryota, Metazoa, Arthropoda, Insecta, Lepidoptera, Tortricidae. Gene Ontology annotation, biological process: axon guidance; cell-cell adhesion; neuron migration. The coding region runs from base 307 to 5901 and encodes 1864 amino acids. The transcript has 39 exons.
UUCGCCAGCACAUCUCAAAACAUUGACCUUCUAAACCAAUCACAGCCAAUGAAACUGACCGUUCCUCCAAAAUCACAAGCCCCGCUUUAAAUAUUCAUACAAUUUAUUAUUCCUUGGUGAACACACCCGAACACCUGACCUGACCUGGAGAGGCACAGAUUCUGAUUUAGUCAGCCUCGCGUUGCCAUCGCGCGCGGUCGUGCCGUCCCGUCCCGCAAACUAUAUCUACCCGAGAACGGUGAAAAAACCGGAUGUCCAAGCUCCAGUGUGCCACCAAUAGCGAUGUGAGCAACCCGUGACGUCAUCAUGUGCUCGUGGGUGGUGUCCGCCCUGCUCAUCCUAUUUGCCAUGGGCGGCGAGGGCCAAGAGCACGGGCCCGUGUUCCUGAUGGAGCCGCCGUCCCGGCUGGUGUUCGCCAACAGCACCGGCGCGCAGGUGUCGUGCGCGGCGCACGGCUUCCCGCCGCCGCAACUGGCAUGGCAGAUGCCGGACGGCGCGCCGCUCGACGACGUGCCUGGCCUGAGGCAGGUGCUGGACAACGGCACGCUAGUGCUGCUGCCGUUCCCGGCCACACGCUACCGGCAGGACGUCCACGCCGCCGUGUACCGCUGCCGCGCGCACAACGCGCACGGGGCCGUCGUGUCGCGCGACAUGCGCGCGCAGGCAGUGGUAUGGCAAGAGUGGCAAGCACGCGUGACUGCCACGCCCGCAGAGGUGGGAGGCCCGGCGCUAUUAACCUGCACCGCGUCGGCCGCCUUGAGGGAACAUGCAAGUGUCGCGGCCUGGUACAGAGAUGACAUCGUGCUGCCUGCCUCUGAACAUCUCUCUGGCUCGACGCUUCUUAUGGACGAAGGCUGGAAGCUGGUGGUCCGCUCAGUGCGAGCUGAAGACGCGCGCGCGCAGUUCUCCUGCUCGGUGCUGGACUCGCUCACCGGCGAGAGGCGCCGGAGCGCGCCCGUCAGCAUCGAUGUCGCGCCGUCUACCGGCGCGGCAGCUCCGCGCGCAAUCUACCACGGCCAGUGGGAGACGAGCGUGCGACGUGGCGGCGACGUGGUCCUACCGUGUCUGGUGCACGCCAACCCACCAGCGACCAUCACCUGGUACCGAGAAAGCGCCGGCGGGGUGCUCCGAGAGCUCCGCGACGGCGAGGCCGGCGGGCGCUACACGCGCUCGCACGACACGCUGGGCGUGCGCCGGGCCGACGUCCAAGAUGGCGGCCGGUGGGCGUGCCGUGCGGCCAAUGCGCACGGACACAUCACCCUGCGGCUGCAGCUCAAUGUGCGCGCUCAUCUCACGACGCACGUGCAGCCACACACGCAGGUGGUGAACAGUGGUGGCACAGCCACCAUCAACUGCUCAUGGAGCGGUUGGCCAUCACCGAGACUAGAAUGGCUGCACAACGGAGUGCCGCUCGGGGCUGGUGUGUCGGGCGGCCGCGUUAGGAUCAUGGGGCAUGGGGAGCAGCUGGUUAUAUCGGCGGUGCACCGGGCGGAUAAAGGCGUGUAUCAGUGCAUGGCCAGGAAUGAGAGGGACUCGGCGCAAGCCAGUGCUGAGCUGCGGUUAGGAGAUACUGCACCCGAACUCCAGUACACAUUCAUAGAACAAGUUCUGAGGCCAGGGCAGGUGGUGACCCUCAAAUGCUCGGCUGCGGGGUCUCCUCCCCCACACAUUACUUGGCUGCUGGAUGGCCAGACCCUUAACACAAUGGCCAAGGGGCAUCGUUACAGCGUAGAACAGUUUGCGACCAAAACCAAUGAUGUAGUGAGCUACCUCAACAUCUCGGCAGUGAGGUCGGACGAUGGCGGCCUCUACACCUGUAAGGCAGCCAACUCUCUCGGCGAAGUUUCACAUACUUCUAGGCUUAAUAUUUACGGUCCACCAUAUGUCCGUUCCGUAGGCCCAAUCAGAGCAGUGGCCGGCCGGGAGCUAGUGAUGUACUGUCCUUACUCUGGUUAUCCGAUCAGUUCAGUCAAAUGGGAGCGGGAUGGGAGUCCUGUAGAAUGGGACAGUAACAUGGAGGGAGCAUUGCGUGUGUCCCGAGUAGAGCCCUCACAGGCCGGCGCUUACAUGUGCACUGUGACUGGCCCACAUGGAGAAAUCGCGCGCAGGGAAUUGCAGCUUGUUGUUAGCAAUCCUCCAGAAAUCGAACCAUUCUCAUUCUCUGCGAACCUGCAGGAGGGCAAGCGCGCCCAGGUCAGCUGCAGUGUGACCUCUGGAGACAUGCCGGUUCACUUCACCUGGCUGAAAGACAACGUGCCCAUACCCUCGUCUCUUCAGGUGGAAGAGCGAGGCGCCGAUUUCUUUAGCAACCUCGUAUUCAAAGAGGUGUUCGCAAGACACAGCGGUCUAUACACUUGCGUUGCAUCCAACUCCGCAGCCAAAGUCAAUUAUACCGCCGAACUGGUCGUCAAAGUGUCUCCAAAAUGGAUGACAGAACCAAAGGACGAAGCUAUUUUAGCCGGGGAGCCAGUGGCUUUACAUUGCCAGACUACAGGCUCCCCCAGUCCUCAAGUCACAUGGAUGAAGCAGAGAGGUCCUGCAUCAUCCGACUUCGUCCCGCUGGUGAACCUCGGUGGGCGUUUCCAGUUCUAUUCUAACGGGACCCUGUGGAUCGAGUCCGCACUGCCGUAUGACGAGGGGCAGUACAUGUGCAAAGCUGAGAACGGGGUCGGUUCGCCCUUGUCUAAAACCAUUAAGGUUGAUGUCAAUGAACCAGCAAGGUUUGAAUUGACGUCGACCAACAUGACAGCACGUCGUGAUUCGCCGGCCACGCUCCUCUGCGACGUGCGCGGCGAUAACCCCAUCCGUGUGCAGUGGUCGCACAACAUGAACCACCUAGAUCUUAAUACUUAUAGGCUAAGUGUCUCCGAAGCAAAGACUGAUAGUGGUUUAAGGUCCCAAUUAUAUAUCAGCAGAGCCGAUAGACCGGACUCUGGGGUGUACAAGUGCCAAGCCGUCAACGCCUAUGGUCAUAGCGACCAUUAUAUUUAUCUAUCCGUCCAAGAGAAACCCGACACGCCCCACUCUCUAUCCGUGACGGAGAUCCUAAGCCGCGCAGUGCGGUUAUCCUGGAGUCAGGGAUUUGACGGCAACUCGCCGCUCGUGGGUUACACCAUACAACACUGCACGUUGAGCGCUGUCGGGGCAGUCCGUGUAGAUCAGUGGCACGCCGCUGUCACUGUCAACGUGUCCGUCCAUGGGGCGGCACAGCAGCAACAAGUCGCGCUGACUAAAAAAGGCGAUAUCCAUUACGAGGCACUGCUCAGUGGACUCAAGCCACACACGGCCUACAUGAUUCGGUUAGCAGCCGUGAACCAAAUCGACCGAAGUGCCUACACCGAACCCGUCGUCGUGAAGACGCAAGAAGAAGCACCAUCCGAACCUCCAACGAACGUGCACGUGACUCCGGGCGGGCCGGGCGAGCUGCACGCUGCAUGGCGCCCGCCUCCACGGGAAGCGUGGCACGGCGAGCUGCUGGGGUACACUGUCUCCUGCACCGAGAUCAGCCCGGGAGGCAUGCCUGUUAGGAACUCUACUAGGUCAUUAACAGUAAAUGGGUGGUCAGCGACCGAGCUGAGCCUGUCAGCGCUCAGGAAGUUCACACGGUACGAGGUGCGAGUACGCGCGUUCAACGGCGUCGCCGCCGGCCCGCCGUCUGCGCCGGUCGCCGCCACCACUUUGGAAGGAGUGCCAGAGUCCCACCCGACAAGAGUGACUUGUUCCCCGCUCUCGUCUUCGAGCAUGAAGGUGUUAUGGACUCCGCCACCUCUGGGUCAGCACGGCGGGCUCAUUCAAGGAUACAAAGUCAUUUACUCGCCGCUUACUAGUGACCAUGCUGACGUGGGUGAAAUCAAGCGAGUAACAACAACCGAUACGUACUUGCACACGCUACGCAAGUACACCAACUACUCUGUGCAAGUGCUUGCGUUCACCAACGCGGGCGAUGGCAAGCGGAGCCCUCCAGUGUACUGCAUGACUGAAGAAGACGUUCCAUCAGCCCCUCAAAAAAUCAAAGCGCUGGCGUACUCCAGCGAUUCCGUCCUCGUGAGCUGGCUCCCGCCACUUCACCCUAACGGGAUCAUCUCGCAUUACACUGUGUACUACAGGGAAGCAGGCCGGUUGGGCAAACACCAAAGCUACACGGUAACCGUGGACAAAAUAAAGUCGGAGCUCGAGCUAAUGUUCCCCGUCCGAAACUUGCAAGAAAGUCAGCUGUACGAGUUCUGGGUGUCCGCCACCACGGGCUCGGGCGAGGGGGAAAGUACGCUCGUGGUGGGGCAAGGCCCUAACGCUAGAAUUCCAGCACGGAUAGCGUCAUUCGGCGGCGUGUUAGUGCUCGGGGCCGGGCACGCGGCGCUGCUGGCGUGCUCGUGCGUGGGGCUGCCGGCGCCGCGCUCGCGCUGGACGCACGCGCGCGCGCCCGUCACGCACCACGCCUUCUACCAGGUCACGCCGCGCGGACACCUGCACAUCAGAGAAGUGAACGAGCAAUCAUCCGGCAACUUCACGUGCACGGCCAGCAACACGCUGGGAGAGGACGCCAUCACGUACAGCGUGGUGGCGGUGCUGGCGCCGGCCGCGCCCGCCCUCACCCUACAGUACACUACGGCGUCCAGCGCCCGGUUACAUUGGCUGCCGCCGGCUGACGGUGGAUCACCACUCUUAGGCUACAUUCUCCAAUACAAGCAAGCUGCCGACACCGAUUGGCACACUGUGGAGUUGUCUACCGAGGUCACAUCGUACACCAUGGACAUGCUAAAGUGCGGCUCCACGUACAACGCCAGGAUACAGGCGCGGAACAAGAUCUCCAUAGGACCACCCUGCGAGGUGCUGACAGCGACAACCAGGGGCGGAAGGCCCAAGCCACCGAAGCCGGAGGACCACGUGUACAUGAACUCGACGGCAAUAAAGAUCAACUUCUACGCGUGGCGAGACGGCGGCUGUCCGAUCCUGGGCUUCCGAGUGUCGUACCGGAGAGCGGACACUGAGCAUUGGAUCAAGGUUGGCGACAGCCUGAGCUCGGCUAGCCACGUUCUAGGUGACCUGACGCCGGGUACCUGGUACGAACUGGCCAUAGAAGGCGUCAACGAUGCUGGCACCGAGCGAGUAACACUUUUGGCAGACACACACACGCUAGCAGGAGGUCGCAUACCUCCAACAAAACCGAUGUCUCCCCUUUCGGGUGGAGACCGGCGCACGUCACUACGUACAGUGGUACUGUCGUGCAUAGCGAGCGCCGUCGUCAUCGUGGUCACCGUCGCGGCCAUCAUCUGCGUCGUGCAGGGCAAGCGCAAAUUCUUCUGUAUAUCCAGUGACCACUACAUGCGGGACGACCGCAAGUUGAGCGAGAGCAACGAAGCGGAGAGGGAGAAGCUAAGAGAGGGACAGAAGCUAUACUCCUCCUCGUCUAUCAACGGGAAUGAGAAGUCUAAUGAUGACUCCUCUGCAGAGCUGUACGAGAUCAGCCCGUACGCGACGUUCGGCGUGUCGGCGGCGCACUCGCUGCAGUUCCGCACGCUGGCGCGCCGCGACGACGACGCCGCGCCGCCGCACCGCCGCCGCCACCGCACCUGCGAGCACUACCGAUACGUGGAGGCGCGGCAUCGCAUGCGCGCGGCCUGCGCCGGCGCCGGCGCGCCGGGCUGGCGCGACACGCACACCGACUCCGGCGACGACAGCGACAGCGCCGCCAACACUACUACUAAAGGUUCGGGCGGGUCGGGGGGCAGCGUGUACGGCAGCGGGCGGCGUAGCGCGGCGCGCACCACCAGCAGCGGGGGACCGAACGGGAGCGACGGACAUUCUGUCUACGAGCCCGUGCCUGCCGAUAUAUCUUCCCUUAUUGACAAAUAUCAACAAAGAAAAGAACAAGAACGUCGAGAAUGCACAAUCCACGUUUAACAGUAAAAUGACCAAUGACAGUGAAAAAAAAAAUGGACUUUUUAUAGAAUUUAAUUAAGUCUGCGCUGUUUCAACGCCAAAAUUUAUUAGGAUUCCGCUAUUUUUACUAAAACACUAAAAGGUUUAAGCCACCAGAAAGAAAAAAUAUCAAAGAAUGGCAGACCUACCCAAAGAAUCUAAGCAAACGCUUAUAUUUUUCCUAAUUUAUGUUAUGGUGUAGAACAAUCCGAUCAACUGAUUGGUCCGUCCAACAUUCAAAUGCCGUUCGAUUGAGAAUAUUGAAGUACCUAUUUCGCUCGUCCUAUAAAAAAAAACUUCAAAUAAUGUGUUUUAAGUCUGAAAAGAGACUACCUAAUGCAAUUGUAUGAAUAGAUAUCGACAUUUGGAUGUGUGAUGUGCUUUUUUAUACAUUACGUACUAUCAUUGCCUGGAUUUAGAUUAUUUUGGGCGUUAGCCUUAAUAUACUAGACACUAAGAUUAAAUAUCCUUUGUAAUUUUAUUUUAUAGUUAUGUUUAAUGUUACGUAAGCAGUCAAAGUACGUUUCUAAUCUACGAUACUUCUAAGGAGUUAAUUCUUCCACGUACCUAUUAAUAUUUAAAAAUUAAAUUAUUUGUACACAUUUAAACUUUAAUCCUAUCCAUAAUUCAACUAUUUUAUACUUAAUUAUGAGACCACUACAGAAUGUAAUAAAAUGAAGACCUAAAUAAUAAAUAUAAACUUUUGCCUAAUCAGAACGGAUAGCAUUACGUCGUUUCCAUGUCAGUAUAAACUGUUAGCAAAAUCUUACUAGUUUUUAAAUUAUUAAAAUAUGGUAAUGAGAUACAUUCCUAAUGCUAUUUAAAUAUUGUGGCCUGAUGCAGAUGCGAAGUAAGUAAUUAUUUAACUAGAUAAACCUAUCGAUAUAUUUGAAUAUUUAAAAGGUUUUACCAUUUUCGCACUCCUAGGCCGACAUUACAGAGUACCGGUAGGUAAAUUAUUAGUUUUAUACCUACCUACACCCGAUUAUCGCACGUCUGUUUCUCCAAGAAGUAAAACGUAAUUCUAACCGUUCUGUGUAGUUUAUAAAUAAUGGGCUAAUACAAUUGUGAUGCGAACUCGCUACAGCAAAUACCCCAUAACUGUUAACGUUAAUUGUUGCAGCAUUUAUUCGAUACCGUGUUCUAAAUAACGAUGUUAUAAUAUGAUAAUUUAGCUGCUCUUGUGUUGACGUGUGCUAAAGUAGGAACGUUUUCUUACUUAAGAGAAAAUUCACAAGUAACACAUAACAUAUACGCGUUUAAUAAAAACUUGCAGCCAAAAAAAGAAAUUAAAUAAAUAAAGCGCGUUUGAGAAAAAAAUCACAAACAAAUACAUUUUGUAUGUACAUGUAUAAGUAGAAAAUGUUCCCAACAAUGGCCGAUAUGGAAAAUGGUUGACCAGAGUGGCGUUUAGAUUUUUAAUAGUUUGUAAGAUUGUACAGUUAGAAGUAAGUAAUUUUUACGUAAUUAGUUUGCUUAUGAAGUAGCAGAUACUAUCAACAGCAAUGUAUUAAAAUCUAAGUAUAGUGCGACAUAAAAUAGUAGAAAUUAAAUAAAAUGGAACUAAAAAAAUUCCAUGCUAAAUUGUUGCCAUGUUACAUUGAAGCAUUUUACGUCAAAAAUGUGUAGUUACGUAGGAAGUGUCGCUCUCAUUUAUUUUCUACAAUUUCUUGUCGGACUAUAAGAUUACCUAUGGAAAGCUCACACUAUCUCCGUGCAGUAGUGUUUUUCACAGCCCCUAAGGAGCCGCAAGGUUUGCAAAGCAAAUCGAAAAUUGCUUGCUUACGUACCUUGGGACGACCGCAUCACAAUUUUCUCAUACUAAGCUAAGGGGUCACGACAUGAAAAAUAGGUUGCCGUAUAGAAAAACCUAUGUUAUUAAAAUGCUAUAGAAUAGAUGUGUUGCUCAAAUUAUAAAGGCUGGCGCGAGAUUCAUACUGAUCAGUCAAUAUUUUAAAAACUAAGCGACAGUUCCAUCUCUUAAAUUGAGUUGUGAAUAUAACUGUUCUUAGAUAUUAUGUUCUUAAAAUGUUAUGAUUUACUGUAUAAAAUCAAAUAAGUUCAUUGUAAAAAUUAAAUGAAGUCUGAUUUAAUAAUGAUAACGUUUUCUUUGUUUUCGUAUCAGUGAACAUGCAGGUUUAUUAUGCAGCUGAAGAAACGUUGAUAAUGUUUGCUACUUUUAAAAGAUUCGCGUCAUCAAAUGUCGCGUAGUAAUUUGUGAAAUAUUUGGCCUCUUUAAAGUUGUCAGACGUUGUGUUGUUGUUUGUAAAUGGUAGUUUUUUACGAGAUUACAUUUACAAGAUAGACACUAAGAUGAAAAGGGAAAGGUUCAUGAUAAUAUAGUUGAUUUCAAACUAAUUGGCAAAGCUGUAGAUUAGGUAUUGAACUGUUCUUUCCUAAAGAUAAUAAAGAUUAUUGAAAUCUCCUAUAAAAUUAUGAUGAUAUUUUUAAUUUAUAGCCAAAUUAUCUGUUUCUUUCUAUCAACAAAACAGAUAGAAACGGGUGCUGUUUGUAUAUAAAUUAAUGUUUUAUGUGCAUUUGUGACGGGUGGUACAUAACAGUAGGCGUGGGAGCAAAAUUCAGAAACAAAAUUAAGCACCACUGUAAUGCCAAUGCAAGAUUAUGACGGACUGACGGACAGCGAAAGUCUUAGUAAUAGGGUCUCGUUUUUACCCUUUGGGUACGGAACCCUAAAAAGGUUUAAUAAAUGCACGUAAAAUGUUUCUAUCGAAAGAUAAGUUAAUUAUAAAAUGUAUAAUUGUAACGAUAAAUUAUUGUAAACGGCUGUUCCAAACUGCAAAAGAUACAUAUCAUUAUAAUAGACUGCCAAUAUUUAAGUGAUUCGUAAUUCUUUUACUUAUUGUUGAUUAAUAUAGUCAAAUAGCUAUUAAUUAUACACUAUUGUAUAAAAAUCUUUCUAUAUACAUGUUGUGUAAUAUUAAAAUUAAAAAUAUAAUUAGUACCUAUGAUAUGAUGAAAGGAAAUAAAGAUGUGUG